AUGGGCCAGAAUCUUUCGGAUGAGCAUCCGCAGCGGCGGUCGCAUGAAGAGCUAACUCAGCAACUUACGGAAAAGUUUAUGAAGAAAUGUUUCACCUCUCUUGAACUAUACUCACUCAGAGAUGUUUUCAAGAGCCUUGCCGACCAGCAGGACUCCAUCAAAUAUCUGAAAGAGGACACUAUCGCCCGGUACCUGGAAAUACCAGACAUUCUCGGCACCUCGCCAGUCAUUUUCCAAAUGGUAUCCUAUAUCGGUGCUUUUCCAUUUCUUCAAGACGCGCCUGCAGUCCUGGAGUUUCAGCGGAUGAUUAUGGUGGUUGUCAUCAUGACUGAGCGCUACAAAACCGUAUUGGCGCGGGGCUCUUCAGAUAGGACCAAACUACUGUUCAAGAGCUUGGCUGUCUAUGAUCGUAAGAUGUCAGAAGCAGGAGCCCAUCCAAACACGUCACACAUCGAGUCCAAAGACGAUCAAAUGAAGGCCAUGUCCGGUGUGGCUGGUUUUGCGGUUGAUGCAGCUGGGGACGAAGAUGAGGACGGUGAGGACGACGACCUCGUAUUGACAGCUUUUGAAUUGCUCGAUAUCAAGGAUGCCGUGGACCAGGGCCAUGCACCAGUCUUUCAUGGCGCUACCAUCCCAACUGACAAUUUCCGAAAACUUGUCAUGCUGCUUCUCCUUGCCGCCCCGCUUGAUCCUCAAGAAAGCCUCUCAAUGUAUUCAAGCCGUGUUGUUGGACAAGAACUCGAGGGCCUCCGUGGCGCCGCUGAAAGCAUUCUUGCCUCCUUUGUUAAUGCCGAGACCUCAACUGGAAUUAAGUACAACCACUUCAGAACCAUCAUACCUGUGAUUUGCCCUCAUAUUUUUCGUGGAUUCAAUGGUCUUUUUGAGCGCUUUCUUUUCUCGCAAAAUCUAGAUUUCUCCAAACAUCAAAAUGAUACCCCAGCUACUACUUCAUCUCAAAAAGUAGCACAGCCUCUAUUGACCGACAUGGGCGAGAUACUUAACCAGAACACUUUGUCCCAGAUCUCGCUCUUCCUUCCUGGGACAGAUCUCUUCUGGCGAGUGAGGCUCCUGUACUCGGGUAAUGAUGCUGGUUUCUCUAUGGGAAGUUUCCAGACCAAAGUUUUCAACUGGCAAGCUCCAACACUGCUCCUGGUGAGCGGAACACGGCUGGGAGAUGAGCCGGAGGGUGGUCAAGAAAGCAGUUUCGCGGCAUCCUUACCUCCGAAGCGGUUCCCUCAUGGUAGCAGAUCGGAUCGGCUCACUUUUGGUGUCUACGUUCGUGAACCUUGGAAACACACCCACCGGGAAUGCUUCGGCGAUUCAGAAACAACACUAUUUCAACUUGAACCAAUUCAUGAUGUCUUCCGGGCAUCGACUAUCAACAAAGACUACGUUACUUUCACAAAAGCACCAGCGCACCAUCCCAUGAUGUCGUUCGGUUGCCCUCAUCCACACCCAUCUCAAGCUCACAGAGGGGCCGACAUGUUACGCCUAGGCCCUGUAUCAUUAUUACUUGACGACUCGUUCGAGUUUGCAGUCUUCAACCACGAUUUUACCUCUCGAGGAGGUGCAUUUCACUCGAGUGUGGUGAGAAAGUAUGAUUUCCAGGACCGAUUCCAGAUCGAGAGUCUCGAAGUUUGGGGUUGUGGUGGUGAUAAAGAAGCCCAAGCCCAAGCCGAGAAAUGGGCUUGGGAGGAACGAGAGGCUGAAGCUCGCCGCAAGAUUAAUCUUGGAAAUGGAGAUAUCGAGGCUGACCGGGCGUUGCUUGAGAUGGCGGGGUUAAUUGGAGGAAACCGAAGUGGAGGAUCUAUGACAUGA
Messenger RNA from Fusarium tjaetaba, 1818 nucleotides. RefSeq names its product restriction of telomere capping 5. The transcript is spliced from 2 exons. The coding region runs from base 1 to 1818 and encodes 605 amino acids. NCBI's taxonomy places the organism in Eukaryota, Fungi, Ascomycota, Sordariomycetes, Hypocreales, Nectriaceae. The record is from RefSeq and is a predicted model, not a curated record.